This is a messenger RNA of Vitis riparia (riverbank grape), 3018 nucleotides long. Its product is annotated as mitochondrial proton/calcium exchanger protein-like. Lineage: Eukaryota; Viridiplantae; Streptophyta; Magnoliopsida; Vitales; Vitaceae. Gene Ontology annotation, cellular component: mitochondrial inner membrane. Bases 303 to 2582 code for a protein of 759 amino acids. The transcript is spliced from 16 exons. Gene Ontology annotation, molecular function: calcium ion binding; ribosome binding. Gene Ontology annotation, biological process: intracellular monoatomic cation homeostasis. The record is from RefSeq and is a predicted model, not a curated record.
GCCUUCUGUUAGUGCGACGACUCGGCCAUUCCAACCUCCUCCCGCUCCGCUCUUUAGCUGUCUCUCUCUCUCUCUCUCUCUCUCUCUCUCUAUUCGUAUAUUUCAUCGUUGAUUCUAUAAUUGUCAUCUUCUUCGCCUUUUCUCUUUGUCUUCAACAAAUGGAUACUCACUUCUGAGUGACAUCAUUUAUGAUACAGAUAAAGCAAAAUUGAGGAAUGCAAUUUCUAGGCGAUUGGCUAGGUUAAGUGUCUGCUUGAGACAUGUCAUUGUAGCUGUCCUUACAGGAGGAGAAAAUUUUUACAAUGGCUUCAAGAGCAAUAUUGCAAAGGAAGAGGUAUCUCUUCAAUUCUCUGAAUUUUCCCACUUGCUCAGUUAGAGGUUUUUCAAGUUUUGAGCAUGGGGCAUCAUCUCAGCCUAAUGAAUCACGGGGUUUCAUCUGGGCUACUAGCAUCCCACAAUCAAAUACUGAUCCAAGAAGGAAAGGGUAUUUUCUUUCUUUAUCCAAAGAGGAAUUAUCAAGCUUUUCAUCUUUAGGAGUCCUUAGGCAUAACAUUUGUGGGAUUUCAACUCUGGGCUGUGGAAUUAGAAGAACGGAUUUUAUUUCGCUUCCGGGAACUGGGUGUGUGUCACAAUAUAUACGCUAUAUUUCCACAUUGACGGCAGGACAACCAAAAUUGGAUGGUGGUAAUAAUGAAAACGAAGAACAGGUUGCUAAACCAAAAAAGGAAGCCUCACCGGAGGAAUGUGACCAAGCCGUUGAAGGUUUAAGUACAGUGAAAGCCAAAGCAAAAGCUAAGCAGUUGCAAGAAUCCCAAAUGGGUGUUAAAUAUGUAAUAAAGAGAGUAUGGGCUAUGCUUUUGGGGAUUGGUCCUGCUUUAAGAGCUGUUGCUUCUAUGAGCAGGGAGGACUGGGCUAAGAAGCUUAGCCAUUGGAAAGAUGAAUUUAAAUCUACAAUGCAACACUAUUGGCUGGGUACAAAACUACUCUGGGCUGAUGUUAGGAUAAGCUUGAGGUUAUUGUUGAAACUUGCUGGUGGGAAGAGUCUUUCUAGGAGGGAGAGGCAACAACUUACGCGAACUACAGCUGAUAUUUUCAGGCUAGUUCCUUUUGCAGUUUUUAUUAUAGUUCCAUUCAUGGAGUUUUUGCUGCCAGUAUUCCUGAAAUUGUUUCCAAACAUGUUGCCAUCAACCUUCCAGGACAAGAUGAAAGAACAGGAAGCACUGAAAAGGAAGCUAAAUGCAAGAAUAGAAUAUGCCAAGUUUCUUCAGGAUACAGUAAAAGAAAUGGCAAAGGAAGUUCAGAACUCACACAGUGGUGAAAUUAAGAAAACGGCAGAAGAUCUUGAUCAAUUUAUGAACAAGGUUAGAACGGGUGCUGGUGUUUCUAAUGAUGAAAUUUUAGGCUUUGCCAAGUUGUUCAAUGAUGAGCUUACUCUGGAUAAUAUCAGCAGGCCUCGGUUGGUAAAUAUGUGCAAGUAUAUGGGUAUCAGCCCAUAUGGAACUGAUGCGUAUUUGCGUUAUAUGCUUCGGAAAAGACUUCAAUGGAUCAAGAAUGAUGACAGGAUGAUUCAAGCAGAGGGCGUGGAGUCCCUUUCAGAAGCAGAGCUUCGCCAAGCCUGUAGAGAUCGAGGCUUACUUGGUUUACUUUCAGUGGAAGAGAUGCGGCAGCAGUUGCGAGACUGGCUAGAUUUGUCUCUCAAUCACGCUGUGCCAUCCUCUCUUUUGAUUCUUUCCAGAGCCUUCACUGUGUCUGGAAAAAUGAAGCCGGAGGAAGCUGUUCAAGCUACCUUAUCCUCUUUGCCAGAUGAGGUUGUGGAUACUGUUGGGGUGACAACUUUGCCAUCCGAAGAUUCUGUUUCUGAAAGGAGGAGGAAGUUGGAGUUCCUAGAAAUGCAAGAAGAAUUGAUUAAGGAAGAAGAAGAGAAAGAGGAAGAGGUGCAGGCACGGAUAAAGGAAUCCACUGUUAACCAAAAGGAUGUGGCUUUGGAAGAGAUGACUAUUCCAACGGCAAGAGAAGCACAAGAACAGGCAGAAGCAAAAACUUUGGAAAAACAGCAGCAGAUUUGUGAGCUUAGUCGUGCGUUGGUUGUUUUAGCUUCUGCAUCAUCAGUCAGCUGGGAGCGUGAAGCGUUCUUAAGACUUGUCAAUAAGGAGAUAGAGCUGUACAAUCACAUGGUUGAGAAAGAGGGUACAGAAGAUGAAGAAGAGGCUAGGGAGGCUUAUAGAGCUGCCAGGAAGGACAGUGACCAUGCUGUUGAGAUGGCUGUUGCUGACAAAGCUUCUUCUGCUCUCAUUGACAGGGUUGAUGCUAUGCUCCAAAAGCUUGAAAAGGAAAUUGAUGAUGUAGAUGCCAAAAUUGGAGACCGUUGGCGGUUACUCGACCGAGAUUAUGAUGGCAAAGUCACUCCCGAGGAGGUAGCAUCAGCAACUAUGUACCUCAAGGACACCUUGGGCAAGGACGGUAUCCAAGAACUUAUCAGCAACCUUUCCAAAGAUAAAGAAGGAAAAAUCCGCGUUGAAGACAUCAUCAAAUUAGGCAGUGAAAGGGAAGAUGAUAAUUCAGAUGAACCAGGAAGAGUAUAGAGGAGGGUACAAGCCUCGAUUUUUAGACCCUCUUAUGAGAUUUUUCUGAUUGACCCCACUGCUUAGCAAACUGGUAAGGGUGUUUAUUACAGUGAGUUUUGCAUGGCCAUUUUGGAUGAAGUCCAGCUUCAUUUUCUUCUUAGAUGAUGCUUGCUUGGGAGCUCUUCCACAUAAAAGGAUUAUUCUUUCGUACAAGCAGAUAACAUGGAUGCUUUUCUUUUUUUUUUUUCCUUUUUAAAAAUUAAUGUUGUAGAAGAGAAAAAUCUAAUGUAUAUGCAGAUUGCAGUGUAAAAGAUUUUUGUUUUGGCUCUGCAAUUACAAUCACAUUUCUUGUAUAGAAAAUAGAUGGUAUGAAAUCCACUAAGAAUGGCUUGAUCUAGUAUGAAAACCUUCAAUUCAUUCUAUGAAAGCUAUGAAAAGAAAAUUUGUGAUGGCA